GCCGUGCUAUGUUUGGACGAAUUUCUCAUGGACGGUGCGGAUCCUCGAUCAUACAAUCCGGACCUGACGAAGUUCUUUGCCAAGGUGGAGCCAGAGCUGCUGGUCCGUGGCAUCAAUGCGGAUCGUAUCUCUACUUUCAUGGCCAAGAUACAGGCAACACACAUGCUUCUCUUACAAAUUCGAGACGGCCAUGAAGAUGCAGGCUUCUGGACAGCAGCGGAACUUCCAGGUUAUCCUCGACGACAGUGGUCUGCAGAACAGCAAGCUGUACUGACCUGGGUCCAAGAAAGCUUAACCAUCAGCGAUGCCGCAGAGAGCCGCAACCGAAUUCUCCAAGUAUCAGGCUCGCCCGGCACGGGUAAAACCGAAGUCGUCAUUGCAGCAGCCAAGCUCGCACUGGACGACGAUUGCCGGGUGCUCAUUGCCGGACCUAUUGGACUGUUGGUCGCCAUGUAUCGCUUGCGGCUCCCUGCCAAUGACCGCCUGACCAUGGAGACCAUCCAUUCUGCUUUCAAGCUCACUCGGCCCGCAGAUGCCGCCUACAUUCCGCCAGGCAGACUGCGGCGCUACGACGUCAUCAUCUUUGACGAAGUCUCACAAAUAGACGGUCAAGUAUGGGAUGAUCUGAAGACAGCCCUCGCUGAGUUACAUCCCGGCCCGCUCGUCUUGUUCGUCGGCGACUUCCAGCAACUUCAACCUGUUCGGGAACGGCAGCCAAGCAGACGUGAACUGCAGCAGUUCUUCGCUGGCAGAAUCUGGGACCAAUCAGAAGCCACCGCCAGAGCGAAGGCAUGGGAAGACCAGACCGAAAAGAGCUUCACCUUCCUGACGGUGACCAACAAAGCCGCAGCCAGCCUCAAUCGGGCCCGACUUGCCCUGGACUUUCCUAGAGAAGCGGAACUCCUCGCCAACGACGCCGGGAUCCCCGCAGAGAACGGCAAUGUGCUCAUCAGUUCCGGAAUGCGCAUCCGACUCACCUACAAUGUAAACAAACAAGAGGGCUUCGUCAAUGGAAACUCGGGGAUCGUACGAUUGCCACUCCGAAAAGAUGUCUUCGUGAUGGAAACCACACAAAAACAAUCAGUUUUGGUCUACCCCAUCACGCUCCGCGGACGCAAGUUCUUGCCUGUCGCUUACGGCUACGCCACCACCAUGCGGCGAGCCCAGGGCGCUACGCUUGAAGGAGUGGGACUGUGGUUCGACCGACGCUUGCCCGACAGAGGGUAUGCAUAUGUCGGAGUGUCCCGUGCAAAGCUCCGGGACUCUGUCUUCCACGUAGGAAAAUUGCGGCAGACAGACUGGCUGCCAGUCGGAGAACCGACAGAAGACGAGCAUACUCGCUUGUCUAUUUUCAGCGAGUCUUCUAACAAUGAAGAAGAAGAGUCGUCGGAACUGGAAUCGCAGAGUCUUGAACCUUCCUCCGGCGAUUUCGACCGAUCCCCUGAUGAGUGA
Messenger RNA from Symbiodinium necroappetens, 1452 nucleotides. The record is from the annotation of a GenBank genome assembly. NCBI's taxonomy places the organism in Eukaryota, Dinophyceae, Suessiales, Symbiodiniaceae.